Molecule: messenger RNA, 2285 nt
Organism: Dipodomys ordii (Ord's kangaroo rat)
Lineage: Eukaryota; Metazoa; Chordata; Mammalia; Rodentia; Heteromyidae
Gene: Txndc5
Product: thioredoxin domain containing 5 (endoplasmic reticulum)
Exons: 9
Coding region: 58-1032 (324 amino acids)
Biological process (GO): protein folding
Cellular component (GO): endoplasmic reticulum
Molecular function (GO): protein disulfide isomerase activity
Source: RefSeq, a predicted model, not a curated record
GGACAUUGCCAGCGGCUGCAGCCAAUAUGGAAUGAGCUGGGAGACAAGUACAACAGCAUGGAGGAUGCCAAGGUCUACGUGGCAAAAGUAGACUGCACGACUGACUCGGACGUGUGCUCUGCCCAGGGCGUGCGGGGAUACCCCACCCUCAAGUUUUUUAAGCCUGGCCAAGAAGCAGUGAAGUACCAGGGUCCCCGGGACUUCCAGGCCCUGGAGAAUUGGAUGCUGCAGACACUGAGUGAGGAGCCGGCUACACCAGAGCCGGAAGCAGAACCACCCAGAGCCCCCGAGCUCAAGCAGGGAUUGUAUGAGCUCUCAGCCAGCAACUUUGAGAUGCAUGUUGCACAAGGCAACCACUUUAUCAAGUUCUUCGCUCCGUGGUGUGGUCACUGCAAAGCUCUGGCUCCAACCUGGGAGCAGCUGGCUCUGGGCCUCGAACAUUCUGAAGCUGUCAAGAUGGGCAAGGUUGACUGUACGCAGCACUAUGGACUCUGCUCAGAAAACCAGGUCCGAGGCUAUCCCACUCUGCUCUGGUUCCGAGAUGGUAAGAAGGUGGAUCAGUACAAGGGGAAGCGAGACUUGGAGUCGCUGAGAGACUACAUCGAGUCACAGCUGCAGGGGCCAGAGGUGGGAGCCCCAGAGACCAUCCAGCCCUCAGAGGCCCCAGUGCUGGCUGCUGAGCCCGCAGCUGACAAGGGUGCAGUGCUGGCCCUCACUGAAAAGAACUUUGAUGCCACCAUUGCAGAAGGAAUAACUUUCAUCAAGUUCUACGCACCAUGGUGUGGCCACUGUAAGAACCUGGCACCUACCUGGGAGGAGCUCUCCAGGAAGGACUUCCCUGGAUUGGCAGAGGUCAGGAUCGCGGAAGUGGACUGUACAGCUGAGCGGAAUGUCUGCAGCAAGUACUCGGUGCGGGGGUAUCCCACAUUGCUGCUUUUCCGUGGGGGUGAGAAGGUCGGUGAGCACAGUGGAGGCAGAGACCUGGACUCCCUGCACCGCUUCGUUCUGCGUCAGGCGAAGGAUGAACUAUAGACAAGCCUGCUGGGUGUUACCUGUCCUGCCUGGUCUCGGGGACCCAGGGUGUGGACUCCUACAUACAGAUGUCUGUGUUUCAGAUGGUUUUCCAGAAAGCUAAAUGUACUAAAUUCAUAGUAUCUUCUACCUGUGUGUUUAGGACAACACACUAAGAUUCCUAAGUUUCUCUCAUAACUCUAGGUUCACUGUGCAAACUCAGUAUUUGUCGGGGAGACCCAUCCCUUUCAGUCUUCUCUUGACAAAUUAAGUGGUUUCCUUUGAGCCAAAAGGAGUCAAGUCAAAUGCAGAACUAUUUUUGGCAAAAGCAGCAUUUAAAGAACAGUAUCCUGAACUCAUGAGUUCUGGAAAGCUGCCCUCAAAGCACUAUUGAUGGUUCUGUGAUCUGAAGGCCACACCGACCUAAUCAUAUGCUUGGGCUAGAGUUUGGGGAUUUCAAAACAAAGCCACAACUUAUAGAAGAUACUGUGUGAUCAGAUCAGACGCUGUCACGAUCCUUUGUGGCUUCAUGUGCAGUGAGAGAUUGAUCUGCUCAUUGUGAACAUGAUUACCUUGUCUGUAAAAAGUGGGGCUAAAAGAGUCCCACGAGGCCGGUCCUCUAUUAUGUAUAAACUUGGCAAAAGAUUCUGCCUGAAUUUGCCAUGAGUGCAGUGCCAGAUGGUUUUUCCAGGCCUGUAUACCAGAGACACCACACAUCUCUCUGGGAACCUGAUAGAAAUCAUUUCUGAUUUGUUCCCAAGUCCGUCCUUCUAGAAAGCUCACUUGUAUUCUGUCCAUCUCCAAGGAGCUUGACCUUCUAAUAUGUGAAUAGGAUUCAUUUGACCUCAAGACCAAAGACUGAAUUCUGCAGUGAUGGGCUGAUGCUUGUGUCCUAAUUCAUGCCAUCCUUGAGUGUUGCAUUUGUUGGACUAAGGUUAAGCUGUGGACCCCAGGGAAUCGCUGUUCAUCAUGGCCGCUCUGUCCAGCGCCCUUCACACCCCACAUGCACAGGCUGCGGAAGGACUCAGAAACCAGACCAGUCUACUGUCCGAGGCAGAAGGUAACAGCAGUUCACACUUCUCCACCCUCAACAAACCUUUAUUAUCCCUGGUUCACAGAUGUCCUUUUAAAAAGAAAAGCAGUGUUCUGCCGGAGGAGCCCACCAUUGUGAAUGGCGUCAGCUUUGCAUCAGGAAUCUUGUAUUGAAAGAAAAUCAAAGUGGUACAAUUUUGUUUACACUAUACUUUCUAAAUAAACUUUUUUUAAAGAAAAAA